Messenger RNA from Entrophospora sp. SA101, 1038 nucleotides. NCBI's taxonomy places the organism in Eukaryota, Fungi, Glomeromycota, Glomeromycetes, Entrophosporales, Entrophosporaceae. The record is from the annotation of a GenBank genome assembly.
AUGAAAAACAUUGGUUACUUUUUAGAUCUACGCUUGAAGAAAGAGAGUCAGAAAUUAAUGCCUUCUGGAUGUCAAAAAACCAGGAUGAAAAGAAGCAUAGAAAAAGAAUUGAAAAUGCCGAGAAGAAGAGCAAGCUGUGUGAUGCUUGGGCUUUCGUCAAUAGUUGACCUUUCUUCCGAAUUCUCUGGUGGUAUGUGCUCCUGGUUUGGUGAGGAAUGGCCAGACCUUAAAGCAAAGGCCCUGUCGCAGAUAAACAUCAAACCAAAGAAAUUUGGAAGUGCAAUUGAAAGUGACAUUAACAGAAUAGAAGAGAUGUUUUUAACAGAUCCCUUCAUUUUCGUGGAUAAAGAAGGAAAUAAACAAAAUUUAACAGAGAUUGAAUUUGUGCUCAAAGUUGCAGGUCCAAUAAUAGAUAUAAUAUUUUCCGAUGUUCAACAUCUUGUUCAGCUUAAAUGGGGAGAAAUGGUUUCAAAAGCAACAGCAGUUGGAAGAAAAAUCGACUUACAAGUUACAUGCCGAGGAAAAAAUCAGGGAAAAAUUGUGGAGCUUAGCCAUUCUGAGUGCGCUUGUAGAACAACUCCUACUAAAAUUAUUAGUGAUCGCAGUAAAUGCCUGAGAACAAAUAAAUCUGUUCUUGAUAAAUAUCUUUCGCAUGAUCUGUCUGAUGAAAUGAUCAAAAAUUCUGCAGUUAUUGGGUUGCAGUUAGCAGCUUUAUAUGGUCAAAUAAUUGGUGUUGACUUAUUAGAUCAUGGAUUGUAUUUUGGUUUUGAAGGGCCACUAUUAAGGUAUCCUGCUCAAAUCAAUGAUAUUGCUGUUCUGAAACAAACUUUGGAAGCAUUAUAUUUCUUUAAGGAAAGUAUUGUUCACAAAGCAGAAGCACUAUUGUGUCUUAAUAAGGAUUCGGAUCCCUUUAGUAAUAUUUUUCACACUGAGAUAAUUUCAAAGCCCCAUCACCAUAAAGCGGAUUUCAUGAGUCCAACUUAUUUUACACCACAAAAAAGAGCAGAAAGAACAAAUGGCAAAUUAAAUAUUUUAUAA